CCAAGAUGCCGAUAACCAUCUGCCAAAUCUUACAGUGCAUGAGAGUGAGUCCAAAUCAGCACGAUUCAUAUAAGAGCUUUCUCUAUCUCUCAAAUGAGUGAGGCAUGAAUGCCCCGAAGGUUCCUUCUUUCCCUCCUGCUCUCUCUCUCUCUCUAAGAUGAGUGAGGCAUGAAAGCCCUUGCACAUUCCUUCUCACCAUUUCUACCCCAGUAUUCACAAGUCCUGAAACCCUGUUUGAUCUCUCUACUUUCGCAGCAAAGCCAUGGCCUCUAUCAAAAGCCCCACUUUUCUUCUACUGACCACUCGCCCAAGCAUCGCCCAACGGUUCGAACUCCCUGCAAAUUCAGGUACUUUUCCACCUCUCUUCCCGCUCGAGAAUGGAUAGAACCGUAUGUGGACAUCUCUGAUUUAGUGGAAAACCCUAAAAAUUUCAAGCCUUCGCCUUGGAUUGAAAAGGUAAUCGAGCUUUUAGAUGGAUCACCAGACUUGGAAUCGCGUCUUGAUGAUUUUUGCCGCAAGUUUUUGAUCAAAUUGUCACCAACAUUUGUUGAUCACAUCCUGAAAACCCUAGAAAACCAGAGCUCCCGAAAAGGCCUAGAAAUUCAGAAAUCCCCCAACACUUUAGAAAUUCGGAAAUCCCCAGAAAUUGCAAUUCGUUUUUUCAAAUGGGCUGGAAGGCAAAGGAAGUUUAUUCAUAAUAUCGAGUCUUUUGUCUCGCUGAUCAAUUUCUUGGCAUCUUCUGGGGAGUUCAAUGACAUUCAUUCAAUAGCCCAAGAGUUCAAAGUACAAAAUGGGGUAAAGCUCUCUGCUUUUGCUUCCAAUUCCCUGAUCAAGAGCUUUGGGAUUGCUGGAAUGGUUGAGGAUUUGUUAUGGGUAUGGAAAAAAAUGAAGGAAAACAAAAUUGAACCCAGCUUGUUUACUUAUAACUGUUUAAUGGAUGGUUUGGUGAAUGCUAGUUAUAUUGAAUCUGCAAUUCAAGUUUUUGAGGUUAUGGACAGUGGGAAAAAGGCCCCAGAUACUGUAACUUACAAUAUACUGAUUAAGGGUUUAUGCAAAGAUGGAAAAACCCAGAAAGCCUUGGAGAAAUUCAAGCAAAUGGGGAUUAGGAACAUCAUCCCUGAUAAAAUUACUUAUCUAACACUAAUUCAGGCUCUAUAUCCAGAGGGGAACUUUGAUGCUUGUUUGGGUCUUUACCAUGAGAUGGAGGAAAAGAGUGUAGAGAUACCUCCCCAUGCAUAUAGCUUAGUCAUUAGCGGGCUCUCUAGAGAAGGAAAACCCUUUGAAGCAUUUAGGGUUUUUGAGGGCAUGGCUCAGAAGGGGAUCAAACCAAAUGUGGCAAUUUAUACUGCUUUGAUGGAUGGGUUUGGGAAAAUUGGGGAUGAGAGUAAAGCGACAGAGCUUUUCAAUAAAAUGAAGGCUGAGGGGCUAGAGCCUGAUGAGGUCACUCACAGUGUUAUGAUUAGCACUUUGUGCAAGGCUGGGAAGGUGGAGCAGGCUACAGAACAUUUCGUUAUGUGUAGAGAGAUGGGUUUGGCUCUGAACUCUAUAUCCUACUCUUCGCUUAUCAACGGGCUUGGAAAAGCCAGUAAAUUAAUGGAGGCCGAGAAGCUCUUUGAAGAGAUGGUGGACACUGGGUGUAUUCGCGAUUCUUAUUGCUACAACUCACUCAUGGAUGCCUAUGGAAAAGCGGGCUUGGUUGAUAAGGCCUUGGACCUCUUUAAGGAGAUGCAAUCUGAGGGUUGUGCACCAACUGUCUAUACAUACACCAUAUUGAUUAAUGGGUUGUUUAGGGAGCAUAAAAAUGAGGAGGCCUUGAAAAUUUGGGAUAUGAUGAUUGAUAAGGGGGUCACACCCACCCCGGCUGCUGUCAGAGCCCUUUCAACUGGACUCUGUCUCUCUGGAAAGGUGGGGAGGGCUUGUAGAAUAAUGGAUGAUUUGGCUCCUAAGGGGGUUCUUCCUGAUACAGCUUAUGUUGAUAUGAUCAAUGUAUUGUGUAAGGCUGGCCGUGUAGAGGAGGCAUGCAAGUUGGCUGAUGGGGUUGUGGAUAGAGGGCGUGAGAUUCCGGGGAGAGUGAGAACUGUGCUCAUCAAUGCAUUGAGGAAGGCUGGUAACGCCAUGUUGGCCAUUAAAUUGUUGCACAGUAAGAUUGGCAUUGGAUAUGAUCGGUGGGGCAGCGUUAAGAAGCGAGUCAAGUUCAGGGUUCUUCUUGAUGGGUGAGACUGUUAAUUAGAUUGUUGGGAGGUUCAAGACGAUGGCUCAAUUAGAUGGUGAUCAUUGUUGCAAAAGGUUGUGGGUUCCGAACCUGGCCUAUGUAACAAUGAGCGAUGAUGACAUUGUUGACAGUCUGGUUAGUGAUUUUGUGGCAGGCUCAUCAGAUUAAGAAAAAGGAGGACCAAGUGAGGAAUCUUGAGUAAAUUGAUCAGCUGUAAAUAUCUCAUUCUUGGGGCAACACAAAUAGGAAAAGCAAAAAGGAACUUGAGAAUUGCUUGUGGACUAGUGCUGAUUGGAAUACCUAUCUUGAUUGUUGUGAUCGACACUUGAGAUAUCAUUGAUGGAACAGUGGCGACAGCAACUUGAAGGAUACAAAAUGCAUACAAAGUCUUGGCAGCAGAAUCUGGGGAGCUUAUACCACGCACUGAAUAGAAGUAGAUACAAAUUGGAAUAGACUUUCUUGGAUUUUAUUUGGUCUCUUUCACCUCUUCUUCUUCUGUGUUCUCCAGAUGGUGGGGAUUUCGCAUCGCACCAACUCUAAUAUAGUUGCUGUGAUUUGCAACGGCUUUAUUAGAACCGGUGUAGUGUCUGGGCAUUGAUGAGCCAAGCAUGGGCUCCUGCCUGAGUCUAUGGGACAUGAGCUUAUUGGGUCAAUCUAAGAAAAAUGACUUAGGAAUCUAUAUCUAGCGGUUUGGUGAUGGAAGAGCGGUAAGAGCUUGAGGACGGUCAGAUUGUAGAUCGGAAUGGUGGUCCCAGCGAUGUUUGUCCCUUCUUACCCAUUGAUUCUUCAAUGGUUUCGGGGAUGCAUGCCAAGCAGAAGAAUGUGGUGGUGGGUUCCUUCUCACCACCUUCAAAUGAUACUUUUGGAUCGGGUUACUGGGCUAAAUGUGAUUGGGGUUAGUCUUAUACUCCAGAAGUUAAAGUGCUAGGUGAUUUCAAGGUUGCUUUCUUUCUUAGAGAGGAAGCGGAGGUUCAUUGUGCUUUGCGUAAUAGAUUCCCAAGAGUUAGAGGUUAACUUCUUUUCUUGGACCUCUCGUCUCUUAAGGUUCAUGAUUCCUUUGCUCAAAGGGGCGUUUUGUUGUCAUGCUUGGAACUUGAAGAUUAUUCAAAGGAUUGCCAAUUGUUGUGGCGAUUAUUGUGAUUUGGAUUGGGAUUCUUUUCUGGGCAUGGAUCAAACUUCCAUUAGAGUUAAACCUAGAUCGAACUUCCAUUAGAAUUAAAAUUUGGAGGCUCUCCAAUGUGGUUGUUCGCAAUAAUAUUUGGUGCUUUUGGGGGGCUUUGGAUAUCGUGGGACCCCCAUAUUUUAUAUAGUUUUUACUUUGUUGUAGGGACAUGUUUCUUUUUGUGGGGUUUCAUGAUCCUACUUCAGGAUUUUCGUGGGGUUUGGUGAA
Amborella trichopoda is the source of this 3602-nucleotide messenger RNA. Lineage: Eukaryota; Viridiplantae; Streptophyta; Magnoliopsida; Amborellales; Amborellaceae. The record is from RefSeq and is a predicted model, not a curated record.